Messenger RNA from Microtus oregoni (creeping vole), 5062 nucleotides. RefSeq names its product sprouty related EVH1 domain containing 3 (gene Spred3). Gene Ontology annotation, molecular function: protein kinase binding. The transcript is spliced from 6 exons. Gene Ontology annotation, cellular component: membrane. Gene Ontology annotation, biological process: multicellular organism development; negative regulation of MAPK cascade. Bases 95 to 1333 code for a protein of 412 amino acids. The record is from RefSeq and is a predicted model, not a curated record. NCBI's taxonomy places the organism in Eukaryota, Metazoa, Chordata, Mammalia, Rodentia, Cricetidae.
CAAGGUUUCUCACCCAGCUAGUGGCCUGGGUGACUGGGGUGCGGAGGCAGUGUUGGGGGCACUGAAGCUGAGUUGAUGGGUCCAGAGAAAAUAGAUGUACAUGGUGCGGGUCCGAGCCGUGGUGAUGGCCCGAGAUGACUCCAGUGGGGGCUGGCUGCCUGUGGGGGGCGGGGGCCUCAGCCAGGUGAGCGUAUGUCGGGUCCGAGGGGCCAGGCCCGAGGGGGGGGCCCGCCAGGGGCACUACGUCAUCCACGGGGAGCGGCUUCGGGACCAGAAAAUCACCUUGGAGUGUACCCUCAGGCCAGGUUUGGUUUACAACAAAGUGAACCCUAUCUUCCACCACUGGAGCCUGGGUGACUGCAAGUUUGGGCUGACGUUUCAGAGUCCUGCUGAGGCUGAUGAAUUCCAGAAGGGUCUUCUAGCUGCGCUGGCCGCACUCAGCCGAGGCUCACUCACUCCGUCCUCUUCCUCUUCCUCCUCCUCCCCUUCCCAGGACACUGCAGAGACCCCCUGCCCUCUGACGUCCCACAUAGAUAGCGACUCCUCCUCCAGUCACAGCCGCCAGGAAACUUCUCCCACAGCUGUCGCAGCGCCCAUUGUCACGGUGGAGUCAACAACUGCCUUCCCACCGGCCACUCCUCCACAACAGUGCUGCUCCUCUGCUCAGAGCUACCCUCCACUUCUACCGUUCACUGGUAUUCCAGAAGCCUCAGAGUCUCUAGCCGGGGCAGGGAGCCAGGGCUGGGGCGGCCGGGGCUAUGAGGACUACCGGCGAUCUGGACUACCGGCAUCUCUUCCUCUGUCUACCUGUGUCGUGGGCUUCGUCAAGACUGGUGCAUUGAGGGGUGCAGCCCUGGGUCCCCCAGUGUCACUCCCUGCCCCUCUCACUGAGGCUGCACCCCCAGCACCUCCUGCUCGUCCACCCCCGGGUCCGGGCCCCACCUCUGCUCCAGCCAAGGCCUCCCCUGAGGCAGAGGAGGCUGCACGUUGUGUGCACUGCAGAGCACUCUUCCGCCGCCGUGCCGAUGGUCGUGGUGGCCGCUGCGCAGAGGCCCCGGACCCAGGUCGCUUGCUAGUGCGCAGGCUCAGCUGCCUGUGGUGCGCCGAGAGCUUGCUGUACCACUGCCUGUCGGACGCCGAGGGCGACUUCUCGGACCCGUGCGCUUGUGAGCCAGGCCACCCACGCCCUGCUGCACGCUGGGCCGCUUUGGCUGCGCUGUCGCUGGCAGUGCCCUGCCUCUGCUGCUACGCGCCCCUGCGCGCCUGUCACUGGGUUGCAGCACGCUGUGGAUGUGCUGGCUGUGGGGGUCGUCAUGAGGAGGCUGCUCGGUGAGGAUCCCUGGGCUGGUUUGAAAAUCGGCCUGAAGACCCAAAAUGGAGGAUCCAGGACCCUGAACUUCAUACGAACCUAAAACCCAAACUUAGGUACGUCUGGAACUUGGAGCUUGAAUGGAUUUGAGAGAUCCCAGAUCUGGUACCUGGAAACCAAACUUAGCACUAAGAUCCCAUACCCAGCUUCAUCAGGAUGUCUGUCAAGCGCACCCAGGAGUCCUGAAUUCUGGAUUCUCCCUCCCUCUUCCUCAUUGAGGAGAAUCGUGACAUCUCCAAACAUCUAAGAGGGCCCAGGAGUUCACACCCCUGAGACCCAGGGAUCUUGGACCCGAUUCUGUCUAAAUACCCAACCCAGACUCCAGGUCAUACUUGACAUUGUUAACACUCAUAUUACAGCCCCCAAAUUAGUCAGGAUUUGCUAAAACCUGACCCUUUAUCAAAUGACUUAGACCUUGAGACCAGAAUCACCAGAAAACUGUCCCUGGAUUUUCACCCGAGACCUGCUAUGCCUACAUCUGAAUGUUCUUAUAGCCCCAGGACCCGAAAACACCAAAUCCUUCUGGGUUAGAGACGCUCACCACAUACUGACCUGAAGUCUACCCACUCCCGAGAGUCCACAGAUCUCACCAUCCGUUCAUGUGCAAAUGACUCAGAUCCCCUCGCUCCCCAGACUUCAGAUGCACCAGGUCCUCAGAUAGCCUCAAACACGAGGUGUUUUCUGACUAAAAUAACUUGGGAGGCCCUUUUCAGAGCUCAGCAAGAGUCCAGAUAUUAGAUACCAAGUUGUCCUGGGAGCCAGGGCCUGAACACCUACCUGCCCCUCAAGUUUUUGAGAACUUGGGUCUCACAGACGGUCUCUGAGGUUCCUGGUCCCCUCAGUUGUAAGGCUGAAGGCCACCAGCACUUUGGCCCCAAUGCACUGGUUUCAAGUGCUUGGAUAGCCUUCCAGUUUCCUUGGGGCCUGAAUUUUAAGAACCCAAAUGUUGCCGGAGACAUUAGUUUCCUUCUCCCUGCAUUCCCUAAUUCCCUUCCAUCUGGGUGGGAGCUGGGAUUUCAGAAGAUGCAGUGGUCAUGGUAACCCAGGCCUCUCAUCCCUUCACUCAGCUCUAGAGCAAUCCCAAGGUUCUUUAAGAGCACUGGGAUACCAAUCGACCCCUAGGUGCAGGAUUCGAGCCCUCACAAUCUUGAUUGUUUUUGGCCUGAGACCUUGGUCCCUCUAUACCAGAGACAUUCAGAAACAAGAAGCCCCAGGGCCUGCACCUUUAGAUGCCAGAUUUUCUUGAAUUCAGAGUACUUUGAGACUGAUAAAGCCCCUAGAUACCUCAUCACCCGAUCCCCCUGAGUUCUGCCAUCCAGAGGGCCAUAAGACCUCCAAGUCCCAGCAACACGGGUCGCCACUUUAUCCUGGGGGGACACUUGUCACCAGUGUGAAUUCAGAUUGCUGGAAUCCUGAACCACCCAGCAGUGUUCCUGUGCCACCUCUAGGGCCUGGCAUUGCCACAGAGGAUUGUACAAAGUUGCUAAGCAGAGGCUGGCAGCUGCAGGGGUCAAGCAGAGACAUCAGAGGGAGGCUCCCCCUUCUCUGCUUGCCACAACAGUACCUUUAGAGUUGGCUUUUGCUCCACAGAAGCCCCAUCAUCCCUAACCUUGAAAAUCUCCCUGCUGCAACCCCUAGUUUGUUCGGGUCCAUCUCUUUGUCAACCUCUUCUAUCUCAGUUGGGAGUGGCUCUGGAACGUUCAGCACCCUUUCAUGGCACUCCCCAUGCUUUUCUUCUGGAGAAGAAGGGGGUGUCCCACUGUACAUAGGAUCUGGUGUCCUGGAUAGAGAAACCAAGGUCUCCCAGCCAGGACAGUCUUGAUGGUUUAUGGGCUUAGGACUACACCUGGCCCUAAGUACCUGGGAAUGUGCACUUAACCAUUCCUGAUUAUCCAGGUUUGGGUGGCCUUGUGGGGAUUCAAGGGAUUAAUAUUUGUGCCACUUCCUUUAAAUUAUUAACUAUUUAUUGUAUCCGGAACCUGUGAUUCAGCUCUCCCAACCAGACCCUGGGAUGGGUGAGAGAAAUGGGGACAGGGGGUGUCCCUCCCAUCCCCACUCUGUCCAGCUCUCAUCACUGUCAGACCCAUCAGAGCUGAGGGCGGAGGAACUGGGGACUGGGGUAGCCUGGGUCCCCAUCCCCCUCUCUGUGCCUCGGUCUCCCCCCUUCCAUAGUGAGUGGGGGGAAGCUCCAUUCUUAACCUACCUCAUUUUGGGAAGGGGUGGGAUGGGGGACCAGAGUGCUGUAUGGUGCUGUGAGAUCUGAUUAAGCAGUGGGGACUGGGGAAGGUUCCCUAGUCCCCCUCUCCCAGUACCCCCUCUCCCAAGUCCCCAACCCUGUUCCCUGCUGAUACCCACUUCUGAUCCAUGAUUACCUUUCAUUGCCCCCAUAUCUGGGGUGCGUGGAGGGCUGAACCCUGGGAUCCAGGAAGACCUCAGACCCUGGAGCCCCCAGUUUUCCAACUGCUUGCCCCUCAGAUUGGAUGCUUGCCCCCCAGAUUUUGGGGGAGGCAUGCCAACAUUUACCUUCCUGAUCAUGAUUCCAAGCCAGUCUGUGACCUCAAUAUUGUGUCAGUGCAGGCUGAAGCGGAGGGAGAAUGGGGCCCAAAGACCCAGCCAGCCUUGGCAUUGGGGGAGGGGGGACAUGAGAUCUGCUCCAAGAAAUGCCUGUGACAGUGUCUUAGCCUGGUUUUUAUUUGCAUUGGCGCGCUCUGCCCACUUGUUUCCGGAAGUGCUGCACUCCUGUUCUUUCCUUCUUCAUCCUUUAGUCCCAGGAGCUAACUGACCAUCUAGUUGGGUUUUAUUUGUCCAAUCACUCCACUGCGUUUACUAAACACCUAGCAUGUGUCAAGCCCCGUAGAUACUGGUGGUGCUGCAGUGGGCAGCGGACAUUUGCAUAAAACCCUGCAGGGGAAGGGUUUUGUGGGUGUAGCAGCCAGCACUAGUCUCUAAGGGGGAUAUAUCUGGUAAAUUGGGAGUGGAGUUAAGCAAGGGGCAAUCCUGGGAGAGGGUGAUGGAAAGGUGGCAAGGUGUGCCAGGCUUCUCAUGACAUUGCAUGCAUGGGCUUUGUUCCCUGAGCAAGUGAGAUGGAGCCACAGGGAGGCUCCCGAGCAUGGUGCGGAUUUUUACAGGCUAGUUGUAGCUGUGUGGGGAAGACCCCUGGGGAAGGGGUCAAGCCAGUUCCCUGUGGAGGCUGCGGUGGUGCAGGUAAUGUGAAAGAAAUGGGGGUGGGGGGGGGAUAAUGGAAGUUUUAAAUGAGUCAAGAUUUUUUUUUUUUAAGAUUUUAACUGCAUUUUAUGAGUGUUUGCUUGUAUGUGUGCCACCUGGUUACCUGGCAUCAGAUCCCCUGGACUGGAGUUGCAGCUGUUAGCCACUGUGUGAUUGCUGGGAACCCAGGUCCUCCAUAAGAGCAACAAAAUCUCUUACUGAGCCCAUAGGUUUAUAGGUGGAGUUUAAAAGCAGCGGUAGAAUACAUGCUUAGCAUGAGCAAUGGCCUCUGUGCCAAGACAUAAAGGGGAGUCAAGGUUAGUAGCUCAUGUGUUUGGGGGAAAGAUUUAAUUAUUUGUGGGUACAUGCGUGUGAGCUGGAGUUACAAGCGGUCAUGAGCUACCCACAUGGGAACUUUUUUUUUUUAUGUAUACAAUAUUCUGUCUGUGUGUAUGUCUCCAGGCCAGAAGAGGGCACCAGACCUCAUUA